CUAGUUCUGUCUGUGGGAGCAAAAAGCGCCGCAGGAAAACCGAUUGCAGCAAGGUGGGAGAGGGGAGGCUCGACGGCAUUCGCUCCCUUCUCUUGUGUUUGCCUUUCCGGCUGGAUUGCCUUCUCUGCUUCGCACUCCAGUGCAGAGGGGAGCGCAGGGCGGUGGGCAAGGGGGGCGCUUUGUCUGUGGAUUGUCGUCACUCCAAAAAUUAAAUAAAUAAAUUAGUAGCGGCGCCUUCGGAGCUGCCGACACAAAAGAUAGACUGGGGCGUCCAUCGUGCAGAAAAAAAGGAUCGAGAAGGCAGAAAAGGAAACCCGAAUCAGAAAGGGUAUACGUUCGUUUCCUUGGAGAAUGUGGCGGCACUAAUAGGAAUGUUAUCCCGGGAAGAGAAUCAGAUUUGAGGAGGAAGAGCGGACUGCCCUUUCAUUUGUGAUCGGAGGAAAACUGGAUCGUCUUUUUUAUCAGUGUAUUUAAUGUAAACGCAAAGAAAUCUCAGCACAGGGAGCGAUUCUCAGAAUAAAUUCGUGUAUGCAUUCAUCCCAAAAGAUAACUUUUUGUGCAGGAUUUAUCUAUCGAUAAUGAAAUUUGGAAGCCGAUUUGACGUGGGCAUGAUCUGUCCAGGAAUUCGACCACGGCAACACAAGCACGAUGCUGGAACAGGAAACCAACACUGAGGAUAUAAUAUCAAAAACCACGGAGAGGAGGAGGAGGCGGAGGAGGGGGCGGGGAGGUUUUUUUCUUUAUUUUUCUUUUGUUUUGAUUUAAAUUAAAUUGAACUGAAAUGAAACAGAAUUCAGGGUUUCCUCACUGCCCAAUUUUCAGAAGGGAAGCCCAGUGUGUGCAUCCGUUUGACGCGAAGAGGGGGUCUUUUCGUUACAUUGCAGACGACAAGGCUUUUUAUUUCAUUUGAAUAUUGCCAGAAAAAAAUGAAUUAUGAUUUGAUUGAAUUCAUCAUCAAACUGCAGGCGUGAUUUGUUCUCGGCUUCUUCUCUCUGGGACCUAACCGGACAUAACAGUUUCACAUUUUCUGAACUGAUAACAAUUACAGUACUAACGAUUUAAAGGAAAACCUUGUCAUCGAUUUGCUGUUUCGCUCUCUGGAAUACGCGCAUAGACGUGCGAGAAGCUUCCGAACUGAUUAUUCUAUUCGUAUUAUUUUUAAUAUCAUCAUCACAAAGCGAGAUAAUUUUCUAUUUGUGUCCACCAUGGCAGCAGUUGUGAACUACUCACCACCCUGGUGGGCAAACUUGUUACACCGACUCCCACAUUUCAAUCUCCAAUUUGAGGCCAUCAGCAGUGAGUUUCGCCCCGAUGAUUCCGAAUAUCAAGAGUCACUCUUGUUGCUCGGAGGUGUGGCGCUAGCCUGCCUUGCCCUGGACCUCCUCUUCCUUCUCUUCUACUCUUUUUGGCUCUGCUGCCGCCGAAGAAAGAGUGAAGAACAAGCCAACGCAGACUGUUGCUGCACUGCCUGGUGUGUCAUCAUCGCUACGUUAGUCUGCAGUGCUGGCAUUGCUGUUGGUUUCUAUGGCAACGGAGAGACCAGCGACGGCAUCUACCGGCUUUCAUACUCCCUGCGGCAUGCUAAUCGCACGGUGGCCGGAGUGCAGAAAUUGGUUACCGACAGCACUUCCUCUCUCAACCAGACUGUGGAGCUUGAUCUUCAGGAGCUGGAGAAGCAGUAUAAGAAGCAAUCAGAUUAUCUAUCCAUUGUUCAGAAGCUGCAGGGCCAACUGGAUGAGCUGGUGCAACAGGUGAUCGAGAUCCCCUUCUGGAGCAACAGUGACAUCUCUCUGGAACAAUUGGCAGUGAAAACGGAGCUUUAUGACUGGUACAGGUGGCUGGCAUACCUGGGUCUUCUUCUGUUUGAUGUGCUCAUCUGCCUGCUGGUGCUGUUUGGACUAAUACGCAAUUCCAAAGGCACUCUUAUUGGGGUCUGCUUGCUGGGAGUUUUUACCCUGAUUAUCAGCUGGGGUUCGCUUGGCAUUGAACUGGCUGUCUCAGUAGGGUCAAGUGAUUUUUGCAUUUCUCCUGAUGUGUUUGUCACUAAAAUGGCUGAAGAGAAUGAAAUUAUCAGCAAAGAUAUUUUGCAUUAUUACUUGAAAUGUGGCAGCACUAACCACAUUAAUCCUUUUCAACAGAAACUGUCAGUGAGCCAUAAAGCCCUUGUAGAGAUGCAGGAUGAUGUGGCAGAAUUGCUAAGGUCAGCUGUCAGAGAAUAUCCUCAGUCCAAGGGGCACCUGGAACAAAUCCAGGGAGUCUUAAACACAACAGAAAUUGGCCUCCAUCAGCUUACAGCUCUGGUAGAUUGUCGCAGUUUACACAUGGACUAUGUCCAGGCUCUGACAGGUCUGUGCUAUGAUGGAGUCGAAGGCCUAAUCUACUUGGUCCUGUUUUCCUUUGUUACGGCACUUAUGUUCAGUUCCAUCGUUUGCAGCGUGCCCCAAACCUGGCAGCACAAAAGGAGUGAUGAGGAUGGUGAGGAAGAGUCCAUGGCUCAGGGGAACCGACAGACUCAUGAUAACCUGUACCGUGUACACAUGCCUAGUCUGUACAGCUGUGGAAGUAGCUAUGGUAGCGAGACCAGCAUUCCAGCUGCUGCACACACAGUCAGCAAUGCACCUGUCACAGAAUACAUGAGCCAGAAUGCAAACUUUCAGAACCCACGGUGUGAGAACACCCCUCUGAUUGGCAGGGAGUCCCCGCCUCCUUCUUACACGUCUAGCAUGAGAGCAAAAUAUCUUGCCACAAAUCGGCCUGAUGCCAACAGUGCCGCCCACUAAGGAUCACAAACAUGCAUGCUUCCAGGAACAAAAGAGGGAUUUGGAAACAUCCAGCUUCCUUUGGAUAUCGACUUGGAUACCACCAGGCACAAUAUAUGUAUAUACAGUAUAUAGAGAAAAAACAAAUUUCAAAAACAAGUCCCCUUUGCCCAAGACUUGGAUGAUUGUGCUGCUUCAGAGAACCAUACGCGGGAAGAGCCAGAUCAGUCCCAAAUGGGUACUUUUGCCACAUGUGAGGGUUUGGUUGGCCUCACGUGGCGCCAACAUUUCAUUGAAACCUCUUGACUGCCAUGAUCUACUGUACAGAUGUGUGUGAUUUUAUUUUAUUUCUCUUUUUUUCUUGUUCUUAACCAGAAAGCCUAGAUGUACACCUUGUGCCAUCCCAUUCUCUUGUGGUUACAGAACCAGGACCAAAAAAAAAAAAGAGAAAGUGCUUGUCUUUCUGAUUUUUAAUUUUUACAUGGCAGGGGCAAAUGGGGUUGCCAAAUAUGCACGAUGGUCUUGCAUUGUACAAUUUGGUUGGCUCUUUUGGGAUUUAAGGCAUAAUAAAUACCAAAUGUCGCCAGAGGACUUGGAGCUCAGGAAGAGUGCAGCUAGCCCCACAGUGGACUAUUUCUUCUAUUUUGUUGUUAUUAAAAAACACCAUACUUCUUAUUUUUAACCACUUUAAGCUUUCUCAUAACUGAACUAAAAGAAACAAUUGAAAAACCCAUUUAACUGUUGCUUAUGUUCAAGUUGUGUUUGCUUCCCCAUGUGUGUUUAUUUAUUGUUUUGCUUAAUACAAAUUUAUUCUGUAGGUUUGUGUCUGUUGUCAUCAGGAAUGCAAUUUAAAUGAACCUAAGGUUCAAAAAUAGCCAAUGGAUUGUUUGUCCCUUCAAGGAAUCCACAAUUAUUAGAGUACUGUAUAGCAACCUCUCAGUCUCCAUUUUUGGGUGUGUAUGUGUGUGUGUGUGUGUGCCCGAUCCAUCCUCCUGUUCAGGAUUUUCAUUGAACGCAUUCUCAAAUAUGGAUGAAUAGACUGAAGGUGAAGACAUUUAAAAGCAAAGCUGUUUUAGAAAGGGGACUGAAACAGGAUGACAACAACGAUAGUGUGGAAAUUAAAGGGAUUUCAUCAGCGUUGAUGAAAUAGACACAUGCACUUUUUGUCAACAGAGGAUGAUGACAGUGUUCUCAGGAAAAUGACUCAGUUUAAAGUGAAUCAAUAAUGCAAAACGUAUUUAACGGGCUUCUUGGUAUGGUAACCAUAUAUUGAUGAAUGUUAGAGAUGGCUGCUGGAAUUUUAUAUGACCAUCUGUUAAUGGUUUAUUAGAGACAGCCAUAUUAUCUAUCUAUCUAUCUAUCUAUCUAUCUAUCUAUCUAUCUAUCUAUCUAUCUAUCUAUCUAUCUAUCUAUCUAUCUAUCUAUCUAUCUAUCUAUCUAUCUAUCUAUCUAUCUAUCUAUCUAUCAGGUCUUUACUAGGUAACUGUACUUCUUUUUUUACAAUCUAAAAAGCUGAAAUUCGUCACCAUUGUGAAGGGUCAUGCAAAACCAAUGAGAAAAUCUUCUGCUUUUUCCUAAAAAGGUAGACCCCCUAACCCUUUAUGGUUUUGUCUUUUUUGAAUUGAAUCAACUAAAAAAAAGUAAUGAUAUUGUGUGGUGCUUAAUUUGAAUUUGACCAAUCCAUGAAUAUUACAGAAAGCAAUAGGAAUCUAAAAAUGACCUUCAGCUUCACAUAUAUUGUGUCGUGUAGAAUGUAGUUUUUCUGUACAUUUUAUGUUUUGUGCGAGGAAGAUGUUUUAUUGAAAGUAUUUUAGAGUUAAAGGAGAUUUUAACUGUUUGGGAUUAAUUUACAAGUAGAGCAGUGGCUUCCUGAUGACAAUAAACAGGUAGUGGUAAUGAAAGGCCAACAGUGACAUUCUGAAUGGCCUUCAAGCUAUUGUGUCAAUAAUGGUAAACACAGGAUAGCUAUCAAUAUUUUCUCAUUUGCAUUUAAAAAUGUCAGAAUUGUACUGCUCUUCUUGAUUGAAAGGGCACUUUUACUGUAACACUGUUUGGAAUAUUCAUUUUUUUCUUUCCACUGUAUUGAUCGCUCUUAAACUCCUGCAGAUGUGCGGUGGUAUUUCGAUUUCUAACUCACUUCUAUUCCUUGCUUGUACUCCACUGACCACCUGUGUUUUUCCGCAUGUUAUAUUCUGUUCUCACUGUCCUAACGUGUUAUAAGUGACGAGAUGCACUGAUUGGCUUCUCUUUUGAUGCCUCUAACCCUAAGAUGGCAAACUCCUGGCACUAGUGAGGUGGCUUCACUUGAACUGCACGAUCAAUAUGAACUGAUCACAGUGUGCGACUGGCGUCUCUGUUGGCUCAUGUUUCUUUAUAUGGCAGGUUAGGAUGCGGCAGUUAGGGGUCGGGAUUUGAGACAUCAGUGAUGAAUGCCUAAUAUAAACAAAACAAACAUGACUUUAGUUGAAAAAAAUGUGGAGUUUGACAGAAUGUGUGACUUUUCUGCUGUUGUUUAAAUCUGAAAGCCAUUGAAUGUCCAACAGUACAUCCCGAACAUCAGCUGAUGCUUCCGAUGGGACUGAGAGCCGUGUUGUCAUGUGUGUGCACGUGUGUGUGUGUGUAUGUCUGUGUGUGUCUGUUGGUCUGUGUUCUGGGACUGCAGAAAAUAAUAAUUCAAGAAGGUGUUUUUUGAACAUGCUGCGAACAUUCAUAGAUUAUAUAUACCUACCUGAUGGGAAAUAUUAAAGCGUGCAUGUGUUUUCUUUUUAUAUUUUCACUUUUAAUAUUACAAUGACACAGAUACUGUUAUCUUGGAGUUUGUGUAGAACAAAUGGGAUUUUGUUGUUUAUUAACUUUUUAUUAUUAAUUCUGAUAAAUUAUGACCGUGAAGUGCAGCCCAUCCUACUGCUGUCGUACAUGUGAAAGCACAAGUAUUUUUAAGAAGCUGUCGUGUUUCUUGUAUUGUCAUUUUUAAUUCUGUGGAAAGCACACAUUGAACAAAGGAGGCUGUAAUUAGGUGGGAUCCGUCACAUGCUACUGCCUCAAGUACCAAGGAACAAAAACAUUACAGUAAAUGACAAGACACUUGGUUUCUUCUUCAAGAUGCUGUAUUUUGCUGUGAAUGUCUCAGGCUUUACAGCUUUUUGGUCUCUCUUUCUGGUGCCACUGGUUCUCUUUCUGCUGUCAUCAGUUGUGUGUGCAGACCUGUGCAAGUCCUCUGUGCACGUAAAGCAGACAUUGGAGGGUUGCACUAUUAACCAAUGAGAGCAAAUGUGCUUUCUUACAAGAAUGAAUAACACUGCUACAUUCCACUGGUGAGCCUGAUAAAGCUGUAUGGGUCUAAACUGUCUGUGGACGACAUCCAGACUAAGUGGACAGCAGUAUGCCAAUUAACGGAUAUUACUUCAUGAAUUAAUACAGAUAACAUACUGGAAAAGUUGUCAAACUCGAGACAUCUGUUUUUAGUCUUACCUUACCAAAGCUGUGCUACCAUUAAGCUAAACCGCACCAUAGAUUUCAUGCAGCUGUCCAAUAUCUUGCUUAAACCUUGACUAUAAGUUUAUUUAUUUAUUUAUGUUUGUCUUCUUCUGUUUUGCAGUUUUGGGAGAAGAUUUUCAAAUUUGACCAUUCAAAUCAAACUAAUGAUUUUCCAAAAUAUUUAAAAAUUGCAUUCCGUAUUUUUUAAUCAAACAAUAAUGGCACUUCCCAUUGUUAAGGUCCAUAGACAAAAUGGUUUUACCCAGGAUGGUGUUGUGAAAUUUUGACACUUUUACUUAAUGGUUAAACUGCAAGAUAGACAGGGGGAAACUCUUAACAGUGACAAAAUUUUUAAAUGAAAAUUCUUAUCUAUAAUUAAGUAUUGUUAAUAAACUUCAAUGAACUGAAAAUCACUAAGUCCCAGUAAAGUUUUCAAAGUAUUUUCUAAGCGUUUUCAGUCCCACCAUUAGAAAGAAUGAAGGUUGACUUGUGUUAAAUCCACUGAAAUCGAUGAAAUGUGUCACAUUUUAUAGAAUUUGAAUUUCUCUCUAUUUUAUACUUGUUGUUUUUUUGAAACUGUGAAAUGUCUUCAAAGCCUUCCUGUUCGUAUCUUAACAUUGAUUUCUUCCAGCUUAAAUUAGAUAGGAAUGAUUUGUUAGGGCCUGAUGGUUAAGGCUAUGGGUUCAAAUCACUGCACAGGUCUUAGCAAACCACUUCAUCUGUCAGCUACUCUGCACAUUUUUCUGGUCAGGUUAAGUGUCUAAUGGUGGUGGUGAACAUGAAAGGUGCUGUAUAUAGUGAUGGCUGCUUAUAAAUACCUCAAAGUCAUUGUCAUCUGCUCCGUGUCCCUGUGAUAAGUUAUCAGCCCCUCUGCUGCAAUUCCCACAAACACUUGCACCUUCUGGUCCAAUGGGUGUGUGUGUCUGUGAGGGGAGGGGGGUCUUCUCCCCUUUCUACAGUUACUUGCUGCACUUGCAGCCAACCAAGGUUCAAUCGGCCUAGUCACCCUUAUAAUUUAUUUAUUUGAAAAAUAGCAAUUCUCUACACAGUUUUAAUUUAGGAAAUUCAUGGAGGCCAUGAAAUAACCAAAAAUAAAAAAGAAACCUUGCGACAUUUGAGCCGUAAAUUGCUAAAGAAAUGCAACUGUCAUUUCCCCCCUGUGAAAUGAAUGAUGUUAAUGGUGUGACAAUCUCUUGUUUUUGGUAGUGUCUUUCUUCUUAUGACUCACUUCUAGACCAAUGUAUCUAAGAGUACUAACUGUUUGCACGAAAGAAGACAAAAAUAAAGAAAAAUGAUAAAAAAUUAAUUUUGCCUUUGUAAACUUUUUUUAGCCAUUAUACCUAUUUUUUUCAUAUCAUACCACUGUGUAUAUAAACGUAUAUUUUUAAAUUUUUGAUGGAAUUAACCUUAUAGUUUAUGUAGUAAAUCUGUGUAUCUCGAAAUGCAGACAAUGUUUUUUAUUGUUCCCCCACCCUCACCUUAUGUUUGUGUACAAAAUAAAUACAUGAAAAUUUAAAUUGGGUCUUGCAUUGAUCUAUUUUGAGAAAGAACAAAACUGUAGGUAAUAUGAUUUUUUAAUUUAAUUUUUUUUGUGAUUACUAAAAUAUUGUACUUGUUAAACCUGUGGUUUUACUGAGCUUGAAUUAAAUGUUCGAAAAAUUAAAGUUACCUUAACAUA
Erpetoichthys calabaricus (reedfish) is the source of this 7914-nucleotide messenger RNA. It is a transcript of the gene ttyh3a, whose product is annotated as tweety family member 3a. Gene Ontology annotation, molecular function: volume-sensitive chloride channel activity; intracellularly calcium-gated chloride channel activity. The transcript is spliced from 14 exons. Bases 1206 to 2780 code for a protein of 524 amino acids. The record is from RefSeq and is a predicted model, not a curated record. Gene Ontology annotation, cellular component: plasma membrane. NCBI's taxonomy places the organism in Eukaryota, Metazoa, Chordata, Cladistia, Polypteriformes, Polypteridae.